AUGUCUGAGAUACACUUCCAAUGUAUAGGAUCUAAGCACCUUCUUUCCCCUCCAUCUCUAGUACUAACAUAUAAUGGAAAUAAAUGCUUGAUUAAUGUUGGUGAGAAUGUUCAAAGAUACUGUUUUGAACAUAAAAUUAAGCUUUCAAAAUUAAGGAGUAUUCUUUUAACAAACAUAUCGGUUGAAACUAUUGGAGGUCUUCCAGGACUUCUUUUAACAUUAAUAGGGGUUGGUGUUCAAAAGCUUCGAAUUGUGGGGCCAGAACCCAUUACUCAGUACUUGCUUAUGUUUGGGUAUGUAAUUAAAACUCAGAAAAAACAAGAAAAGUCUCUAGUUACUGUUAUAUCCAUUAAUUCCCAAGAAAUUUCUGAUCAUUUUGAUGGGGUAAAGUCUGAUCUAGAAAUUGAGAUUAUACAGAUAAUGCAAUCAUCAUCUUCUGGCCCUCUAAAACUUGAUUUGGAUUGCGAAGUCUCUCUAGAAUGUUAUCUAAAUCAAUCUUUGUCAGGAAUUCAUAAUUAUUUAAAUUCUGAAUGCAAUGAUAAUCUAAGUUCCAAAAAAAGAUGUACUGAGGGCUCUUCUUCCUGUUUCUCUACCCCAUCAAUAUUAUAUAUGUUCGAGUUUCCUGAGAAAAGAGGAAAAUUUGAUAUUCUUAAAGCUAAAAAACUAGGUAUUCCUCCUGGUCCUUUAUACUCCAAACUAAAGAAUGGAGAAAGUGUUCAAUUAUCUGAUUCAAAAAUUAUUCAACCCAAUGACGUUUGUUCCCCACCUAUAAAGUUACCCUGGUCAAUUAUUUUUCAUACCCUAAAUCUUACAGAACUUGAAUUUUUCCGCUCCAUUAUCUCCCAUAUUCUAGGCUCAAAAGGCUUUGAUAUAUCAGAUAAUACUCUUGAAUCUAAUAUUUCUUUGAAUAAUUAUCACAAUUCUUUAUCAAACUUUUAUAUAUUCCAUUUCCAAGCAGACUAUGACUCUUCUUUAGGUUCUUAUACAAAUAUCUUAAAGCUUGAUUCUUGCUUUAUCCAAAAUAGGAAUUACUUAUCCAAGGGAAUUAUCAGGAUUGUAAAGCUAAAUGAAAGAUUAAAUUUACUCAAAGAACAAGAGAUUAACCCUUUUAUGACUUCUUACUUUCUCCAAGAAUUCCUGAACCACAUUUCUCCCCAUAUAUUCCCCAUUUCCCCUGCCAAAGUUGACGAAUUAGCUUGGAAUCAACAGUUUUUCAUUUCAUCAAAUCAGAAGUCUGUCCAAAACACCAACUCUCUUGCAAACAUUCAAAAGAAAAGAGCCAAAUUUGCUCCGAUCUCACAGGAAUCAGAAAAUCAAAUUUUAUUCUUAAAACAAGAAUUUGAAUUCAUUUUUUCUAAUUAUAUAGAAAUAAAUCCAAAAACAAUUUUUCCUUUACUUUACGUUCUUGGAACCGGAUCUGCAAUUCCUUCCCCAUACAGAAACGUCUCUGGGUGCCUUUUGCGUCUUGACGAUAAUACGAGCAUGCUAUUAGACUGCGGGGAAGGCUCCAUUUCACAGCUUUUCGUCCUAUGUAAGUAUGAUUUGGACUUAUUUUUUAAAGUUAUUGCUUCAAUUAAGAUUGUUUUCAUUUCUCAUACACACGAGGACCAUUUUUUGGGUAUUUUUAAUCUUAUACAACUAAAGAAUAUAGUAAAUAUUAAGCAAAGAACCGAAAAUGUCUCAAAACUGACCCAAAAUAGUAGUUUCCAUUAUCUUAAGUAUCAUAAAAACCCUGAAGAAGUCAAAGAAAUCUACUUUAAUGAUCAAAUUAGAAGCAGAGAUUUUGGGAACUUGGUAAUUAUUGGACCAAAAAAGAUAGAAAAUAUAUACAAUCUAUUCCAAGAGAAAAUUACAUUAGACAAAAGAAAAAGAAUUGGGGAUUGUGAAAUCUAUUUUAUAGCUAUAGAUAAAAGAAUGAAUAGAAACUUUGAACAUAAAUCAAACCAAAAUCAGCUAUUAGAUGAUUUCUUUUUAAAGCUCGAAUUCUUUCCAGUUAAACAUAUAAGAUCUUCCUAUGGACUGAAAAUAAUGCUUAAGCUUGAUAAUAAGGUAGAACAUGAGAAAGAUUCCCCAUUAUUCAAAAUCGUAUUUUCAGGAGAUACAGCUACUCCAUGUGCAUCCCUGGAACAUGCAUCAAAGGAUUGUGAUGUUUUAAUACACGAGGCAACUUUUGAGGACAGUUUAUUAAAAGAUGCUCAAGAAAAAAAUCACUCUACUGUUUCAGGAGCAAUAGGAACAGCCUAUAAUAGUUCAGCAAAGUUCCUUCUUCUUACUCAUUUUAGUCAGAGAUACUUUAGCAUGCCAAAAGUUGAAAUGGAGAAUGAAUUUUUUAAGAAUUAUUUUUUAAAUAAAACGCUUUCUGGUAAUGAGAUUCCACGAUUUAAAUGA
Messenger RNA from Cryptosporidium ubiquitum, 2388 nucleotides. RefSeq lists its product as uncharacterized. Gene Ontology annotation, cellular component: mitochondrion. The record is from RefSeq and is a predicted model, not a curated record. NCBI's taxonomy places the organism in Eukaryota, Apicomplexa, Conoidasida, Eucoccidiorida, Cryptosporidiidae. Gene Ontology annotation, molecular function: 3'-tRNA processing endoribonuclease activity. The transcript has 2 exons. Bases 1 to 2388 code for a protein of 795 amino acids. Gene Ontology annotation, biological process: mitochondrial tRNA 3'-end processing.